Molecule: messenger RNA, 1071 nt
Organism: Lampris incognitus (smalleye Pacific opah)
Lineage: Eukaryota; Metazoa; Chordata; Actinopteri; Lampriformes; Lampridae
Gene: oard1
Product: O-acyl-ADP-ribose deacylase 1
Exons: 5
Coding region: 159-716 (185 amino acids)
Biological process (GO): peptidyl-glutamate ADP-deribosylation
Source: RefSeq, a predicted model, not a curated record
GCGUUUUCGACACCUGCGACUCACUUGUCAACGGCUUGCCAGGCAAAAAAACAAAAACAAAACAAAAACAACAAAAGACAGAAACCAAGUUAUGGCAGACAUGCCACGGUACUCUUGCAUGACAACUUAGUUCACAUGCCGUUGCUGCGGCCGUCGAUAUGACACAUUUAAAGGAAGAAAAGUGCCAACAAAUGUCAGCUGAACUUGUAAAAACCGCCGUCACACUCCAGUCUGCAGAAGGCAGCUGGAGCCUCCAGCACGUUAGUGGGGACCUGUUCUCCUGUCCAGAAGAUGAGGCUUUGGCACACUGUAUCAGCGAGGACUGUCGCAUGGGGGCAGGCAUCGCCGUCAUGUUCAAGAAAAAGUUCGGUGGCGUAGAGGAACUCAAGGAACAGAAGAAGACACCGGGACAGUGCGCUGUGCUAAAAAGAGGCAGGCGUUUUGUGUACUAUCUGAUCACAAAGGAAAGGGCCAGCCACAAACCCACUUAUGGAAGACUCAGACAGAGCUUAGAAGACAUGAAAUCGCACUGCAUGUCGAAUGGCGUUACCAGAAUAUCAAUGCCUCGAAUUGGCUGUGGCCUUGAUCGGCUGAAGUGGGAACAAGUGUCAGAGAUACUGGAGGACGUUUUCCAACACACCGAUAUCAGUAUGACAGUCUAUAGCCUCCCUGAGAAAGCAGAGACCACCGUGAUGAAACAGAACCAGCGCAAAUGACCGGAUGAAAUGUGCAUUAUGCUGUAAAGAUACUCAUUGUAUACAAGGAAACUCUUAAGUCGUUCUUUCAGAUUUCUACAAUCCGUUGGAAAUUGUAUGCUUUUUCGUUUUUGUAUGAAUAUCUUUGAAAAUAAAUGUCUUGCACAAAUACAACUGAACAUGUGGGCAGCACUUUUGAAGGUAGAUGAUGCAUCCAAUCUGAUUUUAUUGUCUAUUGCUUGUAUCAUCAGCAGGUCAUGUCCCUCAACAUCAAUGGUUUUCUAUUUUUAGGCCGGUUGAGUAUUGAGGUUGUGUAGCUAACAUUGUUCUGCUUCUUACUUUAACAUUUUUUUUGUUGUCAUUAAUAAACGCUGGU